AUGGGCAAGCCGAUUCCCAUCAUUCUAUCUUUGCUCUGGUCCUUUGCCCACCCUGUACUCGGGCUUUACCAAAGUUACGACCCCACCACAACGGACCCGGAGUAUGCGGUAUCAGGCGUCGGCGACCCGACCUCGACGGACGAGACAUUUACGUCCAACGGCAUCAGCACCGGAGCCAAGGCCGCGAUAGGCGCGGUUGUAGGGGCCGCCCCCAAGCAGCCCACCGCCGCCGAGAUCCGCCACUGCCUGCUCGUCGCCCUCCGCAACCAAGUCAUCUCCGUCGUCCUCGCCCUGGGACCGUACUACCUCUCCGCCCUCGCCGCGCACUUCGUCGCCUGCUGCCUCUUGCGCGAGGUCCUGUUCUACUACGCCCACCGCCUCCUGCACACCCCGGGCCUCUACCGCGCCGUCCACAAGAUUCACCAUCGCUUCACCGCCCCCGUCGCCCUCGCCGCCCAGUACGCCCACCCCUUUGAGCACGUCGUCGCCAACGCCUUGCCCCUCGCCAUCCCUCCGGCCCUGCUCCAUUCCCACGUGCUUACCUCCUGGGCGUUCCUUGCCUUUACUCUCUUCGAGACUUGCACCGUGCACAGCGGUUUCGACUUCUUUGACGGCGCCGCCUGGAUGCAUGAUGAGCACCAUCGCCGCUUCACCGUAAACUUUGGCGUCUUUGGCCUCUUGGACCGCUUCCACGGAACAGGCGUGGAGAAGCCCCAGAAGACUGCCGGCAAGACGCAGUAA
Molecule: messenger RNA, 741 nt
Organism: Parascedosporium putredinis
Lineage: Eukaryota; Fungi; Ascomycota; Sordariomycetes; Microascales; Microascaceae
Source: the annotation of a GenBank genome assembly